AUGCGUUGCUCGAUUUUCAGUCUUGCGUGCCUUGUCACAUCUGCUGUGGCAUCCUCUCCGGUUACUUCCAAUGUGUCAAAAGUGCAUGAAGAGACUCGCUCUCUUGAUGAGAUACACAAGGCUGCCCUCGCUGAAGGGGGCGUCGUUACGCUUUGGCACGGGGGCGACGAGGCGAAUCAGCAGAGUUCCCUGAAGACUGCCUUCGAGGCUCGCUUUCCCGGUAUGACUCUCAACGUCACCGUGGACCUCUCCAAGUACCACGAUGGGAAUCUUGACCAGCAAAUCGCGGAUGGCAACGUUCAGGUCGACAGCAUCAUUCUCCAGACGCUGCACGACUACCCGCGAUGGAAGGAGCAAGGCGUCUUACUUAAUUAUGCACCGGCCAAUUUCGGCAAGGUCCAUGGCAGCUUCAAAGACGCGGAUGCGGCGUACAUGGGCUUACUCAUCUUUGCUUGGGGAUUGAUCGCGAACGUGAACAAGACAAACACCGUGCUGGCCGAAUAUCCCGACUUUCUCAAACCAGAAUUCAAGGAUAAGCUCGUUCUCACGUACCCAAACGACGACGAUGCGGUUCUGUACCAAUUCGACCUUAUUAUCCAGCAAUACGGCCUAAGCUGGUUUGAUGCCCUCCUAGCUCAAAAUCCUCGUUGGGUCCGUGGCACCGAAACACCAGCGACGUUAAUCCGCUCGGCCAACAGCUCCAGCGUCGCCACGUUCACCUCAGGCAUCAGCCUACCCCUCCCAGCUGGCAACACGUUGCCCACCCAAGGAGAAUUCGUUUCGUGGCCUCAGACAGGAGCCAUUCUCAAAAAGGCACCUCACCCGGAAGGCGCAAAGUUGCUCCAUAACUUCCUCCUCAGUACUGAGCAUCAGACUACCCAGGGUUGGAGCGUGAGAGACGAUCUUCCAGCACCGGCGGGACUCUCUAAGAUCUGGGAGCAAGAAGGCACAAACAUAACCGGCUUUGGUGCAUGGAUGAGCGACCGAGCGAACGUUGAGAGGAGGAAGUAUUGGUAUGAGAAUAAGAUUGGAACAGCACAAGGAUUAAGCCCCCUUGUGGAUGACUUGUGA
Cucurbitaria berberidis CBS 394.84 is the source of this 1071-nucleotide messenger RNA. RefSeq names its product periplasmic binding protein-like II. Lineage: Eukaryota; Fungi; Ascomycota; Dothideomycetes; Pleosporales; Cucurbitariaceae. The transcript is spliced from 2 exons. Bases 1 to 1071 code for a protein of 356 amino acids. The record is from RefSeq and is a predicted model, not a curated record.